Molecule: messenger RNA, 969 nt
Organism: Chionomys nivalis (European snow vole)
Lineage: Eukaryota; Metazoa; Chordata; Mammalia; Rodentia; Cricetidae
Product: olfactory receptor 52N2-like
Exons: 2
Coding region: 1-969 (322 amino acids)
Biological process (GO): G protein-coupled receptor signaling pathway
Cellular component (GO): membrane
Molecular function (GO): G protein-coupled receptor activity; olfactory receptor activity
Source: RefSeq, a predicted model, not a curated record
AUGAGUGGGGCCAACACCUCCAGCCUGACACCAGUAUACUUUAUCCUGAAUGGGAUUGCUGGGUUGGAAGCCGCACACAUCUGGAUCUCCCUGCCAUUCUGCUUUAUGUACCUCAUUGCUGUCACAGGCAACUGUGGACUUAUCUACCUCAUUAUCCAUGAGGAGGUCCUCCACCGGCCUAUGUACUACUUUCUAGCCUUGCUCUCUGCUACCGAUAUUUCUGGGUGCAAUACAAUUGUCCCCAGUAUGUUAUGCAUCUUUUGGUUUAGUCUCAAGGAGAUUGGUUUCAAUACCUGCCUUGUACAGAUGUUUUUUAUCCACAUGUUGACAGGCAUGGAGUCUGAUGUGCUCAUGCUUAUGGCUUUCGACCGCUACGUGGCUAUAUGCUAUCCAUUACGCUAUUCCACCAUCCUCACCAACACUGUGAUUACCAAAGCUGGAUUGGCGACACUCAUCCGAAGUGUGUUACUCAUGAUCCCCUUUACUUUCCUGAUUAAGCGUCUUCCGUAUUGUAGAGGAAACCUCAUCCACCAUACUUAUUGUGACCACAUGGCUGUGGCCAAACUAUCUUGUGGCAAUAUUAAGAUUAAUGCUAUCUAUGGCCUUAUAGCUGCUGUAUUUAUUGGGGGCUUUGAUAUGUUCUGUAUUUCCAUGUCUUAUGUCAUGAUUAUCCAUGCUGUAUUGAAGCUGUCUUCAGCAGAUGCUCGCCAUAAAGCUUUCAGUACCUGCACAUCACACAUAUGUGCUAUAGUUAUCACGUAUGUCCCAGCCUUCUUCAACUUCUUCACUCAUCGCUUUGGGGGAAGCACUAUACCUCAUCAUGUCCACAUUUUUAUAGCCAACCUGUACCUUCUGCUGCCUCCCACCUUGAAUCCAAUUGUGUAUGGUGUAAAGACCAAGCAGAUCUGUGAAGCAGUCAUCAAAUUUCUAAUCGGCAACGUACUUGGUCUAACUAGAGCUUGCCCUUAG